AUGCGCAAGCCAUGGACCGUGAUUCAUUUCGAAAAGCGACUCUGGCAGACUCCCGGCCCGUGUCGGUUCUUGGUCUCAAUUCAGGCGGGCUUGCUGCAGGCUGCCCGCGCCACAGAUGCAGGUUCUGUUGCCUCGCCCGAGUCAGCUGGCGAGUGCAAGCCACGCAUUCCCCGCAAGAGGCAGAUUUCGAUAGAGAAGAUAGAGCGCAGAGACGCAGGCGAGCUGGUCUUUAUCAUUGGGGCCCCGCGAACCGUUCGCACCCACGGAAGCGCUGCCGGAUCUGCAACCGCCGCUGCGUUCUGCGAGGCGUCGCCAGUUGGCAAUGCCACUUACUUAGUACUUACAGUAGUGUACUGCGCAGUGCUUAACCGACCUGCACAAAACAGACCCAGCAUUCAGGUUAAACACGCCAAAUCCUGGCCUAGUUCCCCAUCACCACGCGGCCAAGCGGCGAAGCGGUCUACGCCGAGACUCCAAGUGGACCACUCACCGUCUUCAACCGUCAUAUCGGGUGCUGCCAGGCGACUCUACCACUCUCCCCGGUCAUGCUUCUAUGACCGCAUGUUCUUCAUGUUCCAUCGGCUCGGAAUCCAGUCCAAUAUCCUUGUGUCAGCCCGUUAUGCUCCCGCUGGACUGGACGAGGGAAAUCGGCUCUCCCGGACCGCCAUCACCGCCGCCCUUCGGUCCGUCGUUGAGGCCCACUCGGCGCUCCGCAUUGUUGGGGUUGUACAACAGUCACCCAAGGGCGACAGCCACCACCUGCAUAUCGGCAUGUUGCACAGCAUCGACCUUGACCACUGCAUCGAGUUUGUCGACGAUGUCGAUGGCGCCGACGCUGACUUCUUUGAGAAACUGCACAACAAAUGGGAGUGGUUCGAAGAAGAUUCAGGCCGUCCCUGGUGGAGAGUAUAUGUGGUAGGAGGUCGUGAUGUCGUCUUUGUUUUGCAUCAUCUCGUGGCCGACGCCAACUCGGGUAUUGUCUUCCACCGGACCUUGCUUCGAGGGCUCAAUUCGCUCCCGCUUGUAGGGCUGGCAUCGGUCGACCCAAUCGUCACCAUUGACCCGAACACGGCUUCGCUCUUCCCGGAACCCAUGAGUCUCUCUGACCAUAAACCCUCUAUCCCGGAGUUAAUCUGGGGACAAAUCAAGCGUUCCUUGGUCGGCCUCAUAUUUGGGUUCACUCUCCUCUUUAGUAGUUUGCAGCCCGCAAAACCAUACUUCGCGUCAAUUACAGAGGUCGCACCGCCUGAGAUGCGCACUGUCACACGUGUCUCGUCUCUUCGGAUUCCGGCGCGCAAAAUGUCUGCUGUUCUCGCAGCUUGCAGAGCCAACGGGACUACCUUCACUGCCCUCCUCGCGGUGAUGUUGCUGGCGACGUUUUCCGUUGACCUCUUUCCUCAGGAAAGGCUCGGUGGCGUACUUGCUAGCGAUGGAGUCAUGAUGAACGCCGUUGGCGGUAGCUUCCAUACGCACUGGCUCGGGUAUUACCGAAGCAUUGUGACCAAGCACAGUGACAAGAGCGGCAAGUUGGAAUAUGUCCCAUCUGUUAACGCUGAGACGACCUGGAAGCUGGCCCGGUCCUAUCGACGAUCGAUGCUGAAACACAUUCCCAACAAAUUCAUGAGGUCGUGGAUGGCAGGGACGUUGCUGGGGGGCGAUCUCGAGAGCUUCGUAAACAAGGCACUUGAAGGGAUGGGCCGAGUUACCAGCAAGUCGUUCUUCGUUUCAAACCUGGGCGCGUUUACGGUCCAAACGAGUGGGGCGACGGGAGAGGAGCAGAUAGAGCAACCACGGUGGGGAAUCGAGGACGUGCAGUUUUCGGCAGCAACCGUCAACGGCAAUGUAGGCAGUCGGGGUUUCGUAUUCAACGUUGCCGGGGUCAGGGGGGGCGAUACCGUGGUCAAUGUAUCCUAUGAAGAAGGCGUUGUGAGCAGGGGACAGGCAGAGGACUUGCUGGCGUUGACCAUGGACAAGAUUGAGUCCUUGCUGGAGUCUGAACAGAGACGUAUUGCAGGUUUGGCGCCUCCAGACCCCUGGGACUUCGGGGGUGAAAACAUGGUAAUCAGGGAGUCGACGAGCAGGUUUGAGUCAAUAGUGGGGACGAGGGUGAUGCCUUUCCCAUCGCAGCCGUACCUGGUGCCGAGGGUGGAUUUGUGGGUUAUGGCAAGUCGGGACUUGGAUGUUGGAUACCGGCCAGUGCUGGUUGGUAAUGAGGGGGAGAGUCUCAAGACUGGGGAGGAAUGCAAGAGGUCGACUCGGCGUGGGAUGGGGCGGGGAAUGAGCACUUGGCAGUCGGUAUCUCCGGUAGCGUCGGUAAUGAGGUCAAUAGGAUUUCCUUGAUUUUUGGAUGACAGUGAGGCCAAAGCGAGGAGAGUACGAGAGUUUGGAGUGUCGGACUUGGAGGACGGGACGGGACGGGACGGGACGAGGCGGGAUGGCAUGAUAUGAAUGGCUGCAAGCAGGAGAAUAAAAGAGGAGAUGAGGGGACAGACGAUGAAGCCUCGGUUUGUGCGUAGUGGGGAGGGUUGGUUACAUUCCCGCCAACGUCGUACCUCUUUCCCGUCGUCAGCGCCUUGUUCAGUGUACUCCGUGUGCGUCACCCUCGAGUGUCAUGACGGGUGAACGCUGAGAUGACAUGACGACGGCAGGCAAGACACCGU
This is a messenger RNA of Ilyonectria robusta, 2660 nucleotides long. Its product is annotated as alcohol acetyltransferase-domain-containing protein. The transcript is spliced from 6 exons. NCBI's taxonomy places the organism in Eukaryota, Fungi, Ascomycota, Sordariomycetes, Hypocreales, Nectriaceae. Bases 1 to 2340 code for a protein of 779 amino acids. The record is from RefSeq and is a predicted model, not a curated record.